GUCGAAAUCAUUAUCUUCAAAGCUAUUUAGAGGUUGAAUUGAGGUUCAUGAUAGGUGAGAGAUUUAGUAGGUUGACUGGUUUGAUACUCUAUAUAGUUAUUUUGGGAGGGGUUAUCCUCAGCUAAGUUAUGGUAACUGGUAAGGGUGAGCCAAUGGUGACUCUUCUGCCCUACUUUUAUUUUUUGCAUCAUUGGAUAAGGGAACAUUUAGGCUUGGUUCAUUGAUGUGGGAUGUAAUUUCCAGGGCCUUCUCUCUUAGUCGACGGGAUAGUAGGCUAAAAAAGAGUACAGGUGCAUUGAGUGACGGUUAUCCUUACAAUGCUGGAAUAAGGAUGGUUAUCCAUGUUCUGGCCGGAGUGCUGGAGCAAGGUGCGGCGUUCGCCAUGUGCUAUCUAUUUCUUAAUCGGCGGACCGCAGUAAGAUGAGAGAGGGGGAGUUCACCAGUAAAUGACCAGAACGGCCAUAACAAACGGGAGUUCAAGCUUCCAACAAUGUCCGACAACAUGGCGAAUCCGAAGCUGCAAGGACUUCAGAACUUUAAAGCGAAUACAUGCUCGGCUAAUCAUAAAUGGGUUCAACUCCAACCGCUCCGCUCUCCGAGAACUCGUUUACGUCUCUGCCGUGGUUCUCUCGACUUCAAUUCACUAUGCCCACAAACUGUUCGACCAAAUUCUCGAACCAGACCUCUUCAUGUGGAACACAAUGCUCAGAGGCUCUGCUCAGAGCCCCAGACCAUCGCUUGCCGUUCCACUGUUUGCAAAGAUGGAGAAAAGCUACGUGUGCCCGGAUAGUUAUACCUUUCCUUUCCUACUCAAGGCAUGCACCCGGCUUUCAUGGGUCAAAACCGGGUUUGCAACCCAUGUGAGAGAAGUAGUUGCUUGGUCUGCUUUAACAGCAGGCUAUGCCCAGAGAGGGGAGUUGGAGGUUGCAAGGAAGCUGUUUGAUGAAAUGCCAAUGAAGGACUUGGUAUCUUGGAAUGUGAUGAUUACCGGAUAUGUGAAGCAGGGGAAGAUGGAUAGCGCUAGAGAUUUGUUUGACAUGGUUCCAAUGAAGGAUGUCGUGACUUGGAACACAAUCAUCUCUGGCUAUGUCCAUUCUGGUCAGCAGAAACAGGCAUUGGAGAUGUACAACAGAAUGAGGAAGGCAGGGGAACAGCCCGACGAGGCAACCAUGUUGAGCCUUUUGUCAGCCUGCACAGAUUCAGGAUCUCUGGAUGUUGGUGAAAAGAUACAUUUCUCAAUCACAAAGAUGAUAAAUAAAGAGGAAUUAAGCAUCUUUCUAGGAAAUGCACUAAUAGAUAUGUACGCCAGGUGUGGGAGCAUCAAGAGUUCACUUCAAGUGUUUCACAGUAUGAAUGAAAAAGAUGUUUCAUCUUGGAAUCUUAUAAUAAGAGGCCUAGCCAUCAAUGGCCAUCCUGAAGAAUCAAUCCUUCUCUUUGAAGAGAUGAGGAGACUGAAGCUCAAACCCAACGAAGUCACUUUCAUUGGGGUACUAGUAGCUUGCAGUCAUUCGGGAAAAGUCAAAGAUGGUCAACAGUACUUCAAAAUUAUGAGAGCUGAGUAUAACAUAAAGCCAAAUAUGAAGCACUAUGGAUGCAUGGUCGACAUGCUGUCGCGUGCAGGGAUGUUGAAUGAAGCUUUUGAGUUCAUUCAUAGAAUGGAGAUUGAACCAAAUGACAUCAUUUGGAGAAAUCUGUUAGGAGCUUGUAAGGUUCAUGGUCAGGCUGAGUUGGGUAGGCUUGCAAAUGUGCAUCUGAAAAAAUCAGGAGUGUGUGAGAGUGGUGAUUAUGUGUUGCUUUCUAACAUAUACGCUUCACGGGGUGAGUGGGAAGGUGCUGAGAAGGUGAGGAAGGAGAUGGAUGUUUGUGGAGUUUGGAAAGAACCUGGUUCUAGUCUGGUUGAAGCAGAGGAGAAAAAAGUUUUUCUUGACUUCUUGUUUGAUUGAUUCAACUUCUUAAAUUAGGCCCUCUUCCAAAAGAUAAGAAACUUCUGUUUUGCUGCUCUAUGUUCUACCAAUAGCAUGAACUUCAAAUUUGCAGGUAAUCUGCUAUAGUACUUUAUUAAUGCUCCGUUAUAUAGUGAGAAAUUUUUUGUGGUUCAAAUGUUCUUCCAGUUGCUGGCCUAAUUUUACUUUGAGUUCUAAUUCCAGAUUUCCAGUAUUUUACUCAUUAGUUCUGCUACAUUUUGGUCAAGUGAACAGGGCUAGAAAAAGCUAGUAUAGUUGCCUUCGGUAUGAGAUGAGUUGAAGUUGAGCGUUUAUUGUUACCCACGCCAACUGCAACUCAUCACAUGGUGAUGCAAAGUACAACACACUAAAAAUAUAACUGUUAUUUAAAAAAUCUACUCCCUUAACAUAAAACUUUAGGAAACGUGAAAGAUGGUCACCUUAACAUGGAGUGAAUUUUCGGCUGUCUGGCGAGUGGAAGCUAGAGUUUGGUUGGUGAUCAUCAUAAGAAGGCAGUCUCGGAUGAGAGAAUGAGGAAAAAAUGUAGCCAAGAAUGACUUGCCGCCAUUUAUCAUUUAUAGCUAUUCCAUAUAUUACUGACUUAAAUCAUAUAUGAGAACCUGCUAGGCGCUAAGCCAACCGGCAAGUCAUCCUUGGCUGCAUUCCCCACCCUCACUCCCACAUGCAAGACUUCUCAUGAAAAAAGUCAAUGCUUGGCCUAUUUUGUGAGAACACAAACAUUGAGUAGCUAGUUGAUGGAAGGGCUAUGGAAUAAGGAGUGGAGAAAGGAUUAAUAAAGGGGCGGGCAGGUAGAGUCUUAUGGGGUGUGUGGUUUUGCACUGUGUGUAAUGACCAAAGGAUCAGCAGAACAUGGGUGGAUAUGACUGUCCACUGUCUAUUCUUGAAGAUAUUUCCCUAUCAAGUCUCCAUCCCGUACGCCUGCCAUCUCACAGCCUAGAUCUCUCAUUUAACUUUAAGUUCUCCACUUUUCUCUUAUAAGAAUGUGAACAGUUUCAAGUUUCAACCUGUAACUGUAUAUCUCCAGUUGCUCGGCAAGCUUGCCACACUAAUUGAUCAAAGAAGUGAACCGUGUCUUGAGAAGAAUCAUGUCUCGGAAGUCGGAACCGGACCAAGGCCAAUUGGGGACGGCAACCGGUCGGGAAUCCAUAAUAGAAGUCCCAGUCUUGAGCCUCCAUAUAUUUUUCUAAAGACCAGCUAAUUCAGGACCAGAACCGAAACGGACCAAAACUGGAUCUAUCCCUAAUACAACAUACCGAAGUAUGAACAAAUAUGCACGAGUAUUUUUAAAGACAUCAAAUGCUACUCUGUUUUAUUUAUACAAAUAUGUAACAUUAGUUUCAGCACACCUAUUUAAAGUUGUAUAUACUAUACACCUACUCUGUUUUUGUAUCUAUUUUUCAAAUCAUUAGCCACUUGUAGCUUCAUUUUAUUCUAAAAAGUCGGAGAACAACCAUAAUAAAUGAAUGCUCUUGUAGGGA
This is a messenger RNA of Cuscuta europaea, 3442 nucleotides long. Lineage: Eukaryota; Viridiplantae; Streptophyta; Magnoliopsida; Solanales; Convolvulaceae. The record is from the annotation of a GenBank genome assembly.